Salvelinus namaycush (lake trout) is the source of this 5113-nucleotide messenger RNA. Its product is annotated as scavenger receptor class F member 2-like. Bases 695 to 3586 code for a protein of 963 amino acids. Gene Ontology annotation, molecular function: protein binding; scavenger receptor activity. The record is from RefSeq and is a predicted model, not a curated record. The transcript has 11 exons. NCBI's taxonomy places the organism in Eukaryota, Metazoa, Chordata, Actinopteri, Salmoniformes, Salmonidae.
UAAAUCGGGAAUUUUCCUCUGACACACGUGAGAGCCCAAGAAAGAGAAGACAAUAACGGAAUACAACUUUAUUAAUCUUUGAUUUAAAGAAAUUUGAAAUUUUGACUCGGCCUGUUGAAAUAUUUCGUUUUCUACUCGUUUGCUGUUACUUUAGUUAUUCCGCUGUGCAGAAAACAAGAUUUGUGGCCAAAUUAUGGUUGGUGGCAAUAAACGCCUGCUUAUAUUGUCGAAGGAGGAUGCCUGUUGUUGGCUUCCGCUACUUUCUUGAUGCCUCUUUCCUGCUUGUUUAUUCUUUUGAAAAUGUAUGGAAUAACGAAUAGUUCUGUUACAAAUCUGCAAUGAACGAAAGUCAUCAUUCGAGGAGAUCGAAUUGCGUGCUCAUCUUUGGGUUUUAUAACUUAUUUGGAACAGUACUCUGUGUGGUUUGGUGUCGCUACACUUUCUUUCAACUCUUGGGUACGUCGGUGGCGUAGAUAGCGCAGUGGUAAACCUUUUCUCCUCAACUGGAACCUGUAUUAUACCAUACUUGGAUAAAGUUUCUGAAGUUCCCACAAUAACAAAUAAACACAUUUUACCGCCGUGGAUUAUACAUAAAGAAACCCUGGAUAACACAAUAGUAGGAUAAAGUGUGGUUUUCUGGAGAGGAGGAACGCGGAGUGUAAGAGGCGUCUAGAAGGAUGCUGUUUCUUGUAAAAUGGAAUUGAAUAUUUUUUUUGCAGUUAUUGUGGUGGUUUCUUCAUUUUUUUCGAGUUUCAGCCAAGAACUCAAUCCCAAAGGCAGAAAUGUAUGCAAACUACCAGGAUCACCAGGCUUGGUAUGCUGCAGCGGGUGGGGGCAGCUAGGCAAUGAAUGUUUGACACCUCUUUGUGUAGGGAACUUUACCUGUAAGGAGAAUGAGGUGUGCGUCAGGCCCAAUGAAUGUCGCUGUCGCCAUGGAUAUUUCGGAGCCAGUUGUGAUACAAAGUGCCCAACCCAAUUCUGGGGCCCCGACUGCAAGGGAAAGUGCCAGUGCUUCCCCAACGGCCACUGUGACGACAUGACGGGCAAGUGCACGUGCAACCCCAACCGCUGGGGGCCCAACUGCGAGAAGCCCUGCCUCUGCCAGAAGGGCAAGUGUGACCAGGACACGGGCUCGUGCACAUGCCACCAUGGCUUCUGGGGCCCUCAGUGUGCUAACAACUGCUACUGCAGUCUCAACUCUGUUUGUGACCAGAACACAGGAAGGUGUAACUGUAGUCUAGGUUGGUCGGGGAGGAACUGUGCCAUCCAGUGUAACUGCAAUAACUCACCAUGCGAGCAGUUUACGGGUCGGUGCCAGUGCCAGGAGAGACAUUGGGGCCCGCGGUGCGAGAGGUAUUGUCAGUGUAUCCAUGGGAAGUGCAACCAGGUGGACGGCUCAUGUACCUGUACGCCGGGGUACCGAGGGAAGUUCUGCAGGGAACCGUGUCCCGCUGGAUUCUAUGGACAGAACUGCAGGAACAGGUGUGGGCAUUGUAAGGGGCAGCAGCCCUGUAAGAUAACCGAGGGCAGGUGUGUAACCUGUGAGAGGGGCUGGAACGGGACCAAGUGUGACCAGAUGUGCCUGUCAGGCUUCUUCGGAGAGAACUGCCUGGAUGUGUGUCCUCCGUGCAAAGACGGCCACUUCUGCAACCGCAUCGACGGAAAGUGCUCCCACUGCAACCCCGGCUGGAUCGGGGACAGGUGUGAGGUGCGUUGUCCCAACGGGACUUAUGGGGAUAACUGUGAGAAUGACUGCAGACACUGUUCUAACGGCGUCUGUCACGUUGCCACCGGAGAGUGCCUGUGUGACCCAGGAUUUUACGGGACAUACUGCAACAUGACGUGUCAGAUGGGUCAGUAUGGAGUGAACUGUGCCCAGACCUGCACCUGUCACGACAACAACUGUAACCCAGUGUCUGGGGCCUGCAACCUACAGCCUAACCAGCGGAUGGGUGUGAUCGCGGCGGGAACCCUGGUCUUCUUUCUGCUCAUUGUCCUCCUCUCACUCCUCUGCUGCUGCUGCCUCUGCAGAAAUAAACACCACCACAAUCCUGACCAAGACAACUCUACCAACAGUAAAAAAGCCAGGCGGAUCCUGUGUGGACGAUUCAGCCGAAUCAGCACCAAACUCCCCCGGAUCCCACUGAGACGGCAGAAGCUGCCUAAAGUAGUCGUAGCCCACCACCCGGAGAACACAUUCAACUGCAGCUUCAUCGAGCCCCCCUCUGUAGCCGAGCUGCCCAGCCCCUCCUCCUGGUCCUCCCAGGAGUCCUUCGAUUCCUUCGAAGAGGAACCCAGUGAUGAUGGCCCUGUGUACUGUGUUCCCCAUGAAGAGUCGCUGAAUGAGAAUAAGGUGAAGUGCAGUCCCCCUGUGGCUGAGAUGCCAGCAGCAGCCUUCCACAGUGAGGAUGAUACAGGUGGGUAUACCUCCCUAAAAGACACCAGCGCCACCACCUACAAACCCCAGGAUGGGAGUGAAGCGCCCCUCAAGUCCUUAGACAGCGAGGGCUCCACCAGCAGUUCUGAGUCAGCCAUUGGGGCCCUUUAUGCCCGCAUUGCACACCUCUCCAAGAAUUCCAAGGAGGAAGAGGAUGGGGGCGACAGCAUGGUCACCAUCGAGGUCAAGGGUAACAGGAAACCACCGUCCCCGGGGGGAAAGACCAGGACCAAACCACGCCCGCCGGACCCCUCCACCAAACCCAAGGUGUCGUGGAUCCAUGGGAACAACGGGGGUACCACUCUCCAAGUGGAGAAGCCAAACCAGGGGGGCAAGGGGCUAACAUUUCCCAAGGUGAAGACAGCCAGGAGCUCUAGCAACAGCUCAGCCAAGAGCGAAGAGAGGCAGAGGCUGAAGGAGAAUUCCAAGGAGAAGAGCAACCAAGAGGAAAAGGGGACGGUGGUCAACGGCUCCCCUAGCAAACACAAGGCCCACUGGGUGGGGAGGUCCGGAGAGAACAUGAACCACAUGGAGCACAUCAACGGGGUGGUGCAAAACGCUCUCAAGAAGAUUGGCAACUUCCACAACUCCGAUAAGAAGGCAGCCGCUGUGGAGAUCCCCAAGGAGGCGCCCAAGAGCCCCAAAGUGAUCCACCCACACAUGAACUCAGAGGCCGCCACACUCCUGGCCGCCCAGCUCAAGGAGAAGACGCAGAGCAUCACCCGGAACGAGGGCACAGGCCUGGUAAAGACCAACGGCCUGUCCACCCCGAUCCUCCGGGGCCGAGGAGACCGGGAAAAGCCCACCCCUCCGCAGAAGGCCAAACGGACCACCGCUCCCACACCAGGCCACCAGGGCUCCAACAAGCCUCUGCUGCCUACCACCACCAGCCUCCAGAAGAUGGUGGGUGUGGGGGUCCCCAAAACGGACCCAGCUACCCCCGAGGUCGCCCCCAAGAGCCCGGAGAAGCAGGACUUGAACGGCUCUAGAGUGGGAGAGGGUUGUGGUGGUGCGGGGGACCCCAUGCUAAAGAAGACCCCCAUCAAAAAGCCUCCCCGAAAGAAAGGCAAGGACGGGACUUUGGAUACUACUCUGGAAACUAAAACACCGACAAAGACAGCGAUUAUGCCACCGCAGAUAGUCAAAUAGACAGUUUUUUAAAAUUGUUUCUCACUGACAGGACAAUGGUGAAUUAAUUACUUUUCUUCCAAAGGAGACAUGCAAAAGGACUUACUUGGUGGUUGUUCAUCAAAGGAAUUUAUUAUUUUUGCGCAUGUGUGUGCUGUGUGUCCAGAACCAGUGGAAAGUAAGUGGAACUUGUUUUUAAACUGUGGUUCUUCUCAUUGGUGUGGGAGUGGGUUUGUAAUAUAUUGAGCUGUAUACCAUACUAGUAUUACAUGGACUGAAAUUGAAAGUAAUUUCAUGGACUCUUUUCAUAAACCUGCGAUGUAUCCGUUUUCCACUACAACGACAAACAUAAAUGGGGGAGAUGGCUGACAGUGGCAAGCAAUCAUAUUUAAUUUCCUCCAUAUUUCUCCAAUGCUCACAACUAAGUAUUCAUGUAAGAAUCUCAUCGUUGUAUCAUUAUAAUUUAAAAACUUUUUUCCUCAAUAUUCUGUGUGAUGCAAUCAAAUCUAUGCAAUGUAAGUGAGGUGAAGUAAGGCUAAGUUGAACCAUGGUACUGAGAAUACAAGUACAAUAUUUUUCAGUUUGAUUUAAAUUAGCCAGUUACACUCCAUAAAGGAGAUUGUUGACCUCUUUUUUUUUGUCCUUUUUUGUUGUUAAUAUGUUGCGUAAUACAGAAAGUACAGUAUCUAGCUCGUCCUGAAUUGCCCUGUUCUUCAAAAAGAUUCUCUCCUUUGGCAUUUUAUUGUCUUUAGAGAGUACAUUCUUUCACAAUUUUGUCAGUCAUGGUUUGUUGGCGAACAAAUUCACUUGUUGAACUCAAGCAAACUGUUAAGGAAGCAUUACGUUGUCAUUCUGCUCCUAACAGAGCUAUGGCCUCAUGAGACUCGGCAAUUCAUUUUUGUCCUCUCUAAUUGUUAAUCGUUUUUGGUCCGUAUCUCUAAGGCCAUACACUGUGUUAGGUCCUGUUGUCCCUUUUUAGAGGACAUUCUGGGAUUUUCAAUGAUAUCACAUGUGUGGGGGUGUCAUCUUCAUAAAAAAACAAAUCUGGUUCAAAAUGGCUCUAUUACAAUUUCCAUCAUAAUUAACACAUUUUAUUGUGUUAUAAUCAUUUUUGUGAGUUUGAUAUUCAAAUCGUUUCUAAUAAGUAAAUAUCUCAGGAAUAGUUUGGUAAGUUUUCAGAGCAGUGUAAUACAUUUUCCACAUAAAAUAAGAGUAACUUUUGGAUAUGCUCUCUUUUUACAAGUAAUACCAGCAAAAAGAAUGCUAAGCUAUCUUUUCCUUGUGCUUAUCGAAUAGCUAGCUAGUGUAAAUGCCAUACUUUUAGGUUCUUUACAAAUCCUUCCUUCAAUCUCACCCACCUACGGGUAAGCAACGCCCCCGUAUCAAGAAGUAAUAAAGAACAUCCUUGCAUAAUGUUUCAUAAAGGGCAUGAAACAAUGGCUACAGUGCUAGAGGCGUGACUACAGGCUGUAUCACCACCGGCCGUGAUUGGGAGUCCCAUCGGGCGGUGCACAAUUGGCCCAGCUUCGUCCGGGUUUGUCCGGUCUA